This is a messenger RNA of Durusdinium trenchii, 1560 nucleotides long. Lineage: Eukaryota; Dinophyceae; Suessiales; Symbiodiniaceae. The record is from the annotation of a GenBank genome assembly.
AUGCUGAAUGCUGUGAAUAUUGAGGCCAAGCAAGCGCUUGCACUCAACCAGAGCAUCACCCGAGAGUCAUCGUUGUCCCAGGUUCUGCAAAUUGUCUUUGACAGCUUGAAGGAUGCCAUCCCACAAUCGUGGGUUGCUUUGGCUGCAGAUGUGAGCGAAAUGCUGGUUGUCCGACUCGGGUUCGUGCCAGAGGCUGAAAAGCUCUUCUUGAGCCGCAAGGACUUGCUGGAGAGAUUCAUUUCGCUCAGGCCGCAGUACGCGCUGACAAUGCUCCGCGACCUUGGCAAGUUGAACAAGACUACCUUUGGACCAAGCGUGAACUUACUUGUCAGCUCACUCCAGGUUGACAUCACGAAUUCCAUGAAGCUGGCAGCCUCAAAGGGGAAAACCGACGCAACGGCUGCUGCGGCUGCAGCGGCUGCAGACCAAGCAGCUUCAGCUUGUCCUGAAACAUGGUCGAGGAACUGGGCAAGCCUGUUGAAUUCCAAGACACAAGAAGGCGCCUACAGCUUUCUCAAAACAUUUGUCAAGAAUGCUGGCUCCAGUGCGCAUUUGCCAGAAGAAGAUAACGAUGCUGAGGAUGAGGAUCUGGCCGAUGGCGGCGGCGAGGCAACGGCCGCAAAGUCCGCAAAGAGAAAGGCCAAGAACCAGGUCCCGUCAAGCAUGACAUUGAGCAAAUUGGGACUAUGCGGAAUGGCACUAGUUGAGGAAUCCGCAGACUACAAAUCGCUAUUCAGUACCGGUGUGGGUCAGCUUGAGGCUGGCCAUGUCAGUGCCCUUGAUAUCAAGUUGCUCGAGAAGCAAAUGGAGCUCUUGCUCUGGGACAGGGGUUCUGGGAUUGGGCGAUGGGGUUUGCUGGGCAAGUUGGAUUCAUCCGCUGAACGCAUCAAGUGGAACUUUGGUGAUGCUGAUGAGGAGUCCAAAGCUUUUUCCAGCGGCAAUGCUCAGCAAGUGGCCAAGGUGGCAAAGAAGGUCCAAAGCCAACGGCUUAUGCUGCAGGUGAAAGACCUUAAGAACAAUGAGGCCUUGCAAAGGAGUCUGGAAUUCCCAUUUCUGGGUUCUGUGAGCACUGUUCGGACGGCGCACUCCAUUCCUCUUUGCAAGGUGUUUGACGUUCCCUUUUUCAUGAAUGCGCCGCCAAACCCGAGUCCGACAAGUCCAGUUGUGAUUCCUGCUUGGCUCGUGGGAACAACCAACAAAAAGGAUAAAGCUACCUUGGUCGAGAACCAAGUCGUGUGUCAGCUCGCUACUCGACGUUGCAUUUUGCUAACUCCAAACAAUCUCGCAGUGACAACGGCUAUCGCUGAAUCAGAUGAUGAACUCCCCAUGGUCAAGUACAUUCCAACAAAGAAGGAAAGGAGCAUACAGGCCUUUGAGGAAACUUGUUCGGGUGCUGAUACACCGUUCGAAUUUGGUUUUCCAGCUGCUUUGACCGAGAGGCGCACGGCCAUGGAAGGUGCGGGGUUGGCCACGUCUUUGCCAACUCUGACUAAAGAGCAAAAGAAAUUGGAGAAAGAAAAGAAGAAAGCUCUCACCAAUGCAAAACACUUGCUCCACUAA